Molecule: messenger RNA, 2597 nt
Organism: Microplitis demolitor
Lineage: Eukaryota; Metazoa; Arthropoda; Insecta; Hymenoptera; Braconidae
Product: blue-sensitive opsin
Exons: 6
Coding region: 1272-2237 (321 amino acids)
Biological process (GO): G protein-coupled receptor signaling pathway
Cellular component (GO): photoreceptor outer segment; membrane
Molecular function (GO): G protein-coupled receptor activity
Source: RefSeq, a predicted model, not a curated record
CAUAUCUAUAUGAUAGAAUUAGUUAAUGCUAUUAAAUUUGGUAUCGUUAGAAAAGUCGACUUGAAUUUGUGUCUUUUCAUGGAUUAAACUCUUUUAUUGCCGAGUUUUGAGAUAAAUCAAUUGAUCUAUAUCAUUCGAAUCACAUUUAAAUUACGCAGGAAAAAAUACUAUCGUAUCUAUUUUCUUUAAAUAAAUUAAUAUUUUAAUUAUUCUGUCACUAAAUAUAUAAGACUAUUAUAUAUAUGAUUAAGAAAAAAUAAACAAAUUCAGUCUAUGCCAUGUCUUCUACGAUACUAAAAAUUCAAAAAAGUUAAUGGGGUAUCAGUAAAAAAAAAUAUAUUAGACGACUAAUAAAAAAAAUCUUUACCGUGUAGAUUUUUUUUUUACGAAUCCCAUGAUAAUUAAAUUAAACAAAAGGUUUUAGAGUAAAUUUUAGAGUAGAGAUUUCGAUGAAAAGUUAAAUUCAAAUCAUAUUUUAUAUAUUUGGUAGUAAUACUCGGACACAUAGUGACUAUAGGUCGCUCGUAACUGAUAUAAAAAUAUAACGUUACAAUCGUAAGUUAAUUAUUAAUUAAAUGCAAUUCAAAAAGGUUGGUUAUAUUUUAUAAUCCAUAAAUAACGAGUACAAUAUAUAUGUGAAAAUCCGAUCAUUAGUAAAAACAAUGAUGCGGGAGUUAUUUUCUGUUCAUAUCUUUUUACAAAACAAUUGUUAUUACAAAGGAUGUUUUUUUUUGUUGCAUAUAUUUUUAAAAAAUUUAAGCUAAAGCUGAUUAUUAUUUUGUUUUAAUUACACAUGUGUGACUAUUUAUCAUACGAUAGAAAAAUGUUGCAACAGAUGUUUAUAGUGAAAGAGGUCAUUUUAAAUAAUUAAUUUAAAAUUAUACAUAAAUACAUUUAAGUUUUGAAUUAACGAAUUAUAUAUAAUUUUAUUUUGUUUAUUUAUUUUUGUUUGGCUUAAGAAGGGUGAGAAAUGAAAUAUUUAAAUAAUUUUAUCAAAUUAAUUAAAAUUAUUUUUAUUUCAUUCUUUAAAUUUUACGCAAAGACAAUACGUUGGAUUGAAGAAUAUUAGUAUUAUUUUCAAAAAUUGGUUAGCGGUAAAAUUGUGUGGUUGUUAAAAUAUCCGCUCCUUGAAGAUCGCAAUGCGCAGCUUCGUACUCACCCUCUGUACUUGUUCUCUCGUAUAUAAUAGAUAUAAAUGUUAUGUAUUUGUGGCAGUUUCAAUUUAAACGACGCGCUUGAAGUACUGAAUUGUAUAUAAUAAAUAUUAAAAAAUGGCUAUAAAUAUUUUUGAAGGGCAAAAUAGUCAUGUUACUUAUGCAAUAAUAGCAGUGAUACUAGGAGUUAUUGGAUUUUUUGGAAUAAUAUUAAAUGUUAUUGUUAUUCUUGUUGUCAUGAAAGACUCAAAAUCAUUUCAGUCUCCCAUAAACAUAACGUUAAUAAAUCUCGCAUUCGGGGAUUUUUUAGUUGGUCUUUUCGGAGAUCCUAUCGCAUUAGUAUCGGCUUAUAAUCGCGGAUGGUACUGGAAUCAUGGGACUUGUAUAUGGUAUGCGUGGUUUAUGAGUACCGUCGGUCUAUCUAGCAUCGGCAACUUGACAGUAAUGUCAAUUGAGAGAUGGCUUAUGAUUGUUAAGCCAAUGUGGUCGUUAACAAUUAGAUCAUCAAUAAUUCUAUCUGUUGGAGUAUGGAUUUAUGCAUUAAUUUUGAGUUUACCGCCUCUUAUUGGAUGGGGUAAAUAUGGUUUUGAAGCUGCCAAUAUAUCGUGCAGUGUUGCAUGGGAAGUUCAUGAUCCAUCAACACACAUGGACUCUUAUAUCACAUUUCUUUUCUUCUUUGGAUUUGUUGUACCCGUUAUUAUUAUUAUAUCUGCAUAUACUGGUAUCAUCAACACGUUGAAAAAAGUUAAAAAACGUACAAGCGGAACGGUUGGAAAAAGGGAAAGACAAGUCACUCUUAUGGUUGCACUUAUGAUUAUUGCUUUUCUGAUUGCUUGGACACCGUACGCAGCAUUUUCAUUAGCUGCGCAAUAUUUUUCUUAUCAAUUAACUGGAUUUAUAGCAGCCAUACCGAGUCUUUUGGCAAAAUCAUCAAUUUGCUAUAAUCCGAUUAUAUAUGCAGGUUUGAAUCCCCAGUUUCGUAAGUCUAUUAAAAAAAUAUUCCGAUUAAAACAUAAUCAGCAAACAACGGUCAGAGGUAGAAAAUCAAGCACUAUUCACGUACACGUGACAACAAACUUUUGAAAAGUUGAAAAAUUUAUAAUUACUCUCAUCAUAAAUUCAUAAUCUGUAAUUAUUAUUUUAUGUUAUAAAAUCUAUCGUAAUAUUUUUCUACGACUAUAAAACUAUAUUUGAAUCAUACAUUUAUUCAUAUAAAAUUCAUAUACAUAUUUAUGAUGUGAAAAUUAUUGAUAAGAUAUUUUUAUUCAAAUCAUGUAGUUGUCGUGUAUCUUGCAUCAUUCCAGUCUAAAGGGAAAGUACAAAAAAAAAAAUUGCAUCAAUUAAAUUAGCAUAUUACUAAAGCUUAUUAGCUGACAAUAUAAUUUGACAUUAUUGUCAUGUUGAUAUGCCAAAACCUGUAAGCCAAUAAAUUUUAUAUUUUUA